AUGGGUAACGCAUCAAUGGAUGAUGGAGACAUAACACGAGAGUUAUGGCAAUCACGUUUACCAAUAUGUUUCAUUCUCUCGGACGAUGAUAUGAGUAAAGUCAACCGAUCUGAAUUACCAGAGCCGCUUUACUUAAUGCUUUCUCGUCAUCUCUAUUUCCCAUGCUUUAUCGAGAAAAUAUUUCGCUAUUAUUCAACGUAUUACAAGGAGAAUCUCGCUGAUACAACUAACCAUCUUAGUAUUCAUAAUUUAUGGCUUGAAUAUGAAAGUAUUCCUUUGAAAUGGCAUUAUCCUAUUGGGGUACUCUAUGAUUUAUAUACUUCAUCAUUAACAUCGAGUACAUGUCAUCUUCCAUGGCAAAUUACAGUUCAUCUCAGUCAAUUUCCUGAAAAUGAAUUAAUACGUUUUCCAGAUAGAGAAUCUAUUGAAGCAUAUUAUAUGUCCACAUUAAAAGAAGCCGAUGCAUUGAAGCAUAAAGGUCAGAUUAUAGGCGAUAUGCAAAGGCGUGAUCAUAAACAACUAUGGAAUUCUUUAUUACAAGACAAAUACGAAAUUUUUUGGAAUAUCAACAUGAAAUUAAUGUCUUACACAGAUAAUUUAUUGUAUUUUCGUUACAUACCUUAUCGAAUUUAUUUAUUAGACAGGCCUUACCUGCAAAAGCUGUUCGCACCUUAUGACUCUGAACAUGAUCGAUGGAUGACGUUGAAUGACCUUGUACAAUAUUCAUUAAAUCAUGAAUUACAUUGUGAACAAUUCGCGAAUGGCAAGAAGAUGUUAAAUACGAAUGUAAACGAUUAUCAAAUAAUUAUCCAUGGGGUUCAACCACCACUUCAUACGCCUGUGCAAUGGCUAAGCGAAUACUUUUCUUAUCCUGACAAUUUUCUCCAUAUCUGUCUUGUGGAAAAACGAACAUAA
Molecule: messenger RNA, 915 nt
Organism: Adineta ricciae
Lineage: Eukaryota; Metazoa; Rotifera; Eurotatoria; Adinetida; Adinetidae
Source: the annotation of a GenBank genome assembly